UGAAGUUUCGUUGACGCCGGUGGCAUGUUCGACACUGCCCUUGUCUUUGUGUUGUUGUGUUGUAACAAGUGGAAAACAUGGUGCAAACGUGUUGUGUUAUCAACUGCCACAAUCGUUCACGCGAUCGCUUCGGGAAUAAAAAGGAUGGGGGGAGAUUUUUCUCAUUUCCGACGUGGAAGCAAAGCCAAGGAGCUGUGAUCUGUGAGCUAACAAAGAGACGCCGAAUGGCCUGGAUAGCAGCCGUGAGACGACCAAACAUCACUUUCAACGCCAUCACCCGACACAUGUUGGUGUGUUCACGGCAUUUUCACACUGGGAGACCUGCUAAUGAAAUGGAUGAAAGCCAUCCAGACUGGGCACCCUCAUUACAUCUCGGACACACGGAGGUGAAACCUGCAGAUAACGAGAGACUACAGAUAACAUUGCACGAGGAGGAACUUUCUCCAACAAGAGAGGAGAACGAGCGACUACGACAACAACUGGAAGAUGUUUGCAAGACUCAAGUUGUGUUGCACGUUGAAGACACCCAGCAGCUGGUUGGUCAUCAAGAAGAAUGUCCCCCUCAGCCACAGCGGAAGCAAAAGCCUAAAGAGGAAGAGGAGGAGCCACAGCUCCCUCACAUUAAAGAAGAAGAAGAAGAAGAGCCAGAGCCCACACACAUUAAAAAAGAAGAGGAGUCAAAGCCCCCCUAUGUUAAAGAGGAAGAACUCUCAGUCACUCAGGAGGGAGAGUGUCUUCUAGGGCCAGAGGAGGCUGAUCUCUCCAGAUUGCCACUGACUGGUGUCUCUGUAAAGUCCGAAGAUCAUGAAGACAAACCACAGCUUCAUCAUAGUCCAAGUGAGGAGAAGAGAGAGGCGGAGCCUUCAAGCAGCAGCUCAACACAACACAUGACAACAGAAGCUGAUGGAGACCACUGUGGAGGAUCACAAGCAGACAACCUCUUAGCUCCACUGUCAGAUAGUGACGACAUAAAUUCUCACUCUCCUGAAGAUGAAGACAGGGACUACAUCCAAGUAUCUUUGAGCAGCGAUACAGACUGUGAAGGUGAUAUGACGACUCACACUGACGACAAACACUCUGAAUGCUCUAAAAAGAAGACAGGUAAAAAAACUUUUAAGUGCUCAGUUUGUGAUAAAAGAUUUUAUUUUAAACGUUAUUUGACUCGACACAUGAGAACACACACAGGAGAAAAACCUUUUACUUGCUCAUACUGCGGUAAAGGCUUUUCUCACAAAGUAAAUAUGUUAUCACACAUUAGAACGCACACAGGAGUUAAACCUUUUAGUUGCUCAGACUGCGGUAAAAGUUUCACACAAAAGCCACAUAUGGUAUCACACAUGAGAACACACACAGGAGAAAAACCUUUUACCUGCUCAGACUGCGGUAAAAGUUUUGCACAAAAGAGAAGUUUCGCAUCACAUAUGAGAACACAUACAGGAGAAAAACCUUUUACCUGCUCAGACUGUGGUAAAAGUUUAGCACACAAGUUUAAUUUGGCAUCACAUUUGAGAACACAUUCAGGAGAAAAGCCCUUUACCUGCUCAGACUGCGGUAAAAGCUUCAGUCAGAAAGCAAAUAUGGUCAAACACAUGAGAACACACACGGGAGAAAAAUAUUUUAGUUGCUCAGACUGCGGUAAAAGUUUUGCAGAAAAGAGAAGUUUUGCAUCACAUUUGAGAACACAUACAGGAGAAAAACCUUUUACCUGCUCAGUCUGUGGUAAAAGUUUUUUACAAAAGGGAACUUUGGUAUCACAUAUGAGAACACACACAGGAGAAAAACCUUUUACCUGCUCAGACUGUGGUAAAAGGUUAGCACACAAGUUUAGUUUGGAAUCACACAUGAGAACACACACAGGAGAAAAACCUUUUACCUGCUCAGACUGUGGUAAAAGCUUCAAUCAGAAAGCAAAUAUGGUCAAACACAUGAGAACACACACCGGAGAAAAACGUUUUAGUUGCUCAGACUGUGGUAAACGCUUCACUCAAAAAGCACAUUUGCUAAAACACAUGACGACACACACAGGACAGACGUUUUAGUUGCUCAAAUUGUGGUGACACAUUUUGCGAAAGUCCUCUUUGAAAAGACUUGUGCAGAGUCACUGAUGGUCUACUGUAGUUAAAGGUAUUUUAUAUAGUAAUUGCUAAGUGCUGUAACUGAUGAAGUCACUUUAUAAUAAUAAUAAUAAUAAUCAUAAAACAAUUAAUAAUAAGGUUUUUGCUCAAAUGCUUGUAUGCAAUGAAAGGGAAUGAUAUUAUUUUGUUACUGUUACAUUGUCUUAUACACUAGGUCCCCAACUUACGAACAUCUGACUAGUGAACACUCGCAGAUACGAACGCAAGCCGACUGGUCUAUAUUUUAUUUUAUUUUGCCUUGGAGUCGCUCAAUCAGUAUUUCUACUGCUACUGUACAUGCUUGACCAGUAGAGGGCACUGUGACACUGCUAAUGGGACCAACAGCGAGAACAAGAGGAGGGGAGGAGAGAGAAAGCUACAUUGUAGCCUGUGAUACAACCCAGACAGAGCGUGUGAUUAAAGUUUAUGAAGAGUUGAUAGGCCUGCUUAAUUCUACACCACCCACAGAACACUACCUCUUUUAGAAGAGUCUAACGACGACGACCAUUUGUCCUUUUUUUCAAUAACUCCUCCUCCAACUCCACCACAAUGACGUAUGCUCGACCACUCCUCUUCAAAGGUAAAUAACAUUUAUCAUUACGUAUUAUUAUAUCAUUUUUAUUCUUGUUUUUUUCAUCAAUUAUCCUGGUUUAAUAUUACUACUGCAUCCAAACUCAUAUUUACAUACAUACACAUAUACUGUAUAUGUAUACACGUACAUGUAGUACCUAUAUCAUUGGUAAUAUUACCUUUUACCCUACUUAAGAACAAUUCGACAUAAGAACGAUCGUCCGGAACCAAUUGUGUUCGUUAGUUGGGAACUUAGUGUACUGCAUUUUAUAUUCAGGGUUUCCGCAACAUGUCAUGGAUCGUGUUGCAGCGCCACGGUAAAAUAAAAGCCGCCACACUUGGGAAAUUAUUAUUACUAUUAUUGUUUGUUUGUUUGUUGUUUGUUGUUUUUUUUUUUACAUGAAAACAAUGUUAAGUGAUACAUUGUAUGAAUGGACAUACUGUAUAUGCUAUAUCAGGGAUGCCCAUUACGGCAAUCGCAAAGGUAGUGUGGGUGGCGUGUCACCUACUUCGUAACCGUGACUUUCAAGAUGUCAUGACGUCAGUCAGCUGACAUUAAGCCCCCUCCUGAUUCGCUCAGUAUUAAUUCAGUAUGGCCCACCCAGCCCUGUUUAUCCUCUGCCUUUCGGCUCCAAAUUUAAGACUAAGUCCCCCUAAUAUAUUUUGUCUGAUGCUGUAUUUUAUCAUGGACAUUGAAUGCAACACCUAAUAGUUUUUGAUGUCAUCUGAGUAUUGUUUUCCAAUGUAUCUGUUUUAUUUUUCACGACUUUGUUUGGUCAGUAGAGGGCACUAUGUGUACACUGCUUGAUUGUUUGGGUACUUUGCAGCCAUUGGUGUUUUGAUGUACAAUAGGUAAACAAAAUACGAGAAACGACCCGAUUCCCUCUUUUCUUUUUCAUAUUGGUAAACAAAAAAACGGGAAACAAGUCGUCCCCCGUCUCUCAUUUGGAAUUGGAAAUCAAAAGCGGAACCUUUUAUCUGAUUUUGUGUUUAUUAAAUACUACACGACCAUAAUUAUUUUAAUCAAACUUGCUCUGCCUUGACCUGGAAAACCUUCUUCUCGUGAUGUGCCGAUUGAUGCUGGAAUAUGCAUACUUCCGAUAACAGCGCUUCAUGCUCUAAAAUUAAUACUCACAUCAAAAUAUCAAUACUUUGGAUACUUCAGUCUUAUAAUAGUUCUUAUUAAUCAGUUACAUUUUUUUUCAU
This is a messenger RNA of Dunckerocampus dactyliophorus (ringed pipefish), 3890 nucleotides long. Its product is annotated as oocyte zinc finger protein XlCOF22-like. The record is from RefSeq and is a predicted model, not a curated record. The transcript is spliced from 3 exons. The coding region runs from base 78 to 2039 and encodes 653 amino acids. NCBI's taxonomy places the organism in Eukaryota, Metazoa, Chordata, Actinopteri, Syngnathiformes, Syngnathidae.